Molecule: messenger RNA, 1029 nt
Organism: Schizosaccharomyces osmophilus
Lineage: Eukaryota; Fungi; Ascomycota; Schizosaccharomycetes; Schizosaccharomycetales; Schizosaccharomycetaceae
Gene: dal2
Product: allantoicase Dal2
Exons: 1
Coding region: 1-1029 (342 amino acids)
Biological process (GO): allantoin catabolic process
Molecular function (GO): allantoicase activity
Source: RefSeq, a predicted model, not a curated record
AUGUCUACAGCAGCUGUUGUACAGAUUGCACCCAAGGUGGGUGAUGCAUUUUUCUCUCAACAUUGUAUCGAUUUAAUCUCUCGAAGUCUAGGUGGUCAAGUUAUUGCGUGUAGUGAUGACUUUUUCGCCUCGGCAGAAAAUUUAAUUUCACAGUCUCCUCCCAUUCGAAGAGAAGGUGUCUACGUGGAGACAGGUGCUUGGUAUGAUGGCUGGGAAACGAGAAGACACAACCCAGAACCCUCCGACUGGGUGAUUGCCAAGGUAGGGGCUUCCAGUGGCUGCAUCACUGGUAUCGAAAUCGACACCGCUUUUUUCAACGGUAACCACGCACCUGCCGUAAGUGUUGAAGCUACAUUUUCCCCUAACAAAAUUCCCGAUGCCAAUGCAUUUUGGACUCCAAUUCUUCCCAAGGUUUCAUGCGGCCCUUCUCAGCGACACCUUUUCCAAUUAGAGACCCCCACAAGUGAUUGCUAUACGCAUGUGCGUUUACAAAUGUACCCAGAUGGAGGAAUUGCUCGUUUUCGUGUGUACGGGAACGUAAUUCCUGUGUUCCCAGCCGACCUGGACAUUCGUCUAGAUCUUGCCCAUAUGUAUCUUGGCGGUCUAGUGGUUCAAUGUAGUAACCAACACUUUGGACGAAAAGAUAAUCUUAUUCUGCCUGGUCGGGGCAUCAACAUGGGUGAUGGUUGGGAAACCGCUAGAAGCCGAGAGCCUGGUCAUGUUGAUUGGGUCAUCGUGAAGUUAGGCACCAAAGGCUAUAUCGAUGAUAUCCUUGUCGAUACCAAUCAUUUCAAGGGAAAUUAUCCCAAGGAAGUUAUCUUGGAAGCAACGGACUCUCCCGAUCAUGUCCCUGGCCCUGAUUGUACUUGGGAGAUUAUUUUACCUGCUCAUAAACUUGGCCCUCAUAUGGAACAUACCUUCUUGGAUCUUGAGAACAUCGCCACUCCCAAGACGCAUGUUCGUAUGAUCAUUGUUCCUGAUGGUGGUGUCAAGCGUCUACGCAUUUGUGGCCGACGUGCCCCCCUUUAA